Cloeon dipterum is the source of this 3252-nucleotide messenger RNA. RefSeq lists its product as uncharacterized. The coding region runs from base 156 to 2933 and encodes 925 amino acids. NCBI's taxonomy places the organism in Eukaryota, Metazoa, Arthropoda, Insecta, Ephemeroptera, Baetidae. The record is from RefSeq and is a predicted model, not a curated record. The transcript is spliced from 6 exons.
AACUCUGGCUUCUAGGUGUCUCGGCAUCAGCAAUCUUUCUCAUUUUUAGAAUUCUCAGCAUUAUACUGCCUUCAUUCCCUGACUUUUAGCCGUAUCUAACGGGUGUCUGCACAGUUGGGAUGAAUCGCACCAGAGUUAAAUUGAGAUUUUAAAGCAUGGGUAAGGAAGGAAGCACUCAUCCGUUGGCCACAAUACCAUGGUUGCCUACCCCGACGUGUAAUUUGAGGCUGCGAGACUCUGCAAUUUUUAAAAAUCGGUACAGCUAUGCUGACUUCAGAUACCAGGAGGACUUGGAAAGGCUCAUGGGUUCGGAGUUUGAGGUUGAACGGACGAGACUUUCAAUAUAUGACUUUAAAUCGUUCAACAAAGCUUUCCCAUUUUACAUUCCACUGCCUCACCAUACGAUGUCUGUCAAUGGAAUCCGGGAGACAGGCCUUGAUGGACAAUAUUGGCAAGUGGCAGCGCAGUUUUUGCUCAGCAACAAAGUGCUGGGGCCAUCUAUAUGGAAUAAUGACCUGCAAUCUGGACAUAAAGCUUCCAAAAAUGAAAAGAAGUCCCAUAUCAUCAAGGGCAGCAUUCCGCAAUGCCGGCGUCCUGAGGACUUUCUUUUCGAGCCCUGGAUUUUGAUUCAACUGCCGUUCCAGCCGGUCCUGCUGCACCAGUGGCUUGUUGCUGUGUUCGUUGAAGUCUUGAUUUUCGAAAUGGAAAUGUCCGAGUUUUACAAUUAUCCAUUUCCGGAAGAGUUCAAGAUCGCAGUGUCUGAACUGGACAUAAUCCUCAAGGCCCUGAAAGGCAAUUUGGGCUUUGGAUUCGAUUGGCUGCAGAGCCAAGCAGAAGCUGCCUGCGAGAAUGAAAUUGUCGUCGGAGACCUGGUCGAAUUUACCAAUAUGUUGAAGGAAACGCUCGCGUUUCUAGAAUUUCGGUUCUCAGUCGGACGAACAGUGAUCAGUGCGCUUAAAAAACUUUGCUGGAGCGCUUCACAGUCCCAAUCUAAAUUAGUCGAACUGGAGAAAACCAAAACAGCGUUCGAUGAGAGGAACUUCCUGUACAAUUGGACCGCCUGGCGUGAGAUCGGAGAUGUUACAGUUUUUGGCAACUCCUCAGAGCGAUUGGUGUCUUACGAGGACGACUUACACUCCAAACUGCUGGGAAAAAACACCUAUCCCACUCAUUGCAGGUCUAACGUCGUAAUUGGAAAUUUGAUCAAGAAUUUUAGCCCUCAGAUAGACAUUAUUUUCUUCGUGUUUGAUCCCACAUGCUGCAAACUCGUGCAGAAUUUGAGAAAUUGUGAAAAUGCAACCACCCUGAUGAUGAUCAGAAAAGAAGAGCAUGGAAUUCUAGGAUCUAUUUUGUACAACAAAAUGAAAGUGGAACUCGUUGACGCCUGCGACAAACUCGGCAGCUAUCUGUGCAAAGUUUCAAAAACUUCCCCAUCAACAUUUUUCGAGGGAAAAUAUGGGGAUGCCAACGACAUUGACCUGCCAAAAAUCAUGUGUGCUCUGAGCAAAAUGCACGACACAGAAAAGUGGGAAUUGCAGAACCUCUUGCACGAAGUGAAGAAAAAUAUUCUUGAAAGUGACGGCUGCUCUCCUUAUUUUGCAGAUGGCUCUGAAAAGAUCGCUUCUGAUUUUGAGGCAAGAAUAAAGAGGAUUGUUUACGAAACCAUCGCAGACCAUUAUAAAAUCAAAGAAUUUGAGAAGGAGAAGGAUGAAAAGUUGCGUGAGUGGCAGAUCGGGCAGUACCUGUUGCCCUGCUUUGUCGCCUCCUUCCUCGAUUUGUGCGCUGACAUAUCGGUCGACGAGAGCACCAAAGAGUGGUACAUGCGUUUUGUCGACGAGCUCAUCGCCUCCUACGAAAAUUUUGGAUUUUCUCGAUCCUCCGACGCCUGCAUCAUGUUAGAAGUGGAGCAGGGUUUGUCCUUCUAUAUGUCAUUCAACUACGACCACUCAUCAAUGCUGGUGCGCCACUUCAGGAGGAUCUCGCACGCCCUUUUUGCUGAAAUCCAAAGCGACACUGCUAUCGCCAUGCAAAAGGUUUUCUCGUGUUUCGACCAAAGUAUUUCUUCCCCCGUUGGCGACCAACCAGCUCCGAUUUUCUGGCAGUGGCUGUUGCUCGACUUCUUCACGAGGGUCAGGGAAGCGUUGACCUCGACCACUCCAUUGGCUCUCACCACUUCACUGUCCUACGAGGAAAAGAAGGACGAGAUCAUCGACUUGAUCAGAUUGAUUUUCGUCGAUGCGACGUGCAGCUACGACGUUUUUGAACUCGAUCCGGACCCAGUGCAGCUUCUGAGACACGUCCUUCUCUUCAGUUUUGAACAAAUAAACGCACAGGCUGCCGCAGAGUUGCAAGUGAAUAUUCUUCCAGCGAAAUUCAAGCUGGCAAUUGAUGAAAAUGCUUUGGAAAAUGAGAUGAAAACACUGUCUGAAAGGCAAAUUCUCAGCAUCGCCUUCUACUUAGCCUUGAAGCUCACAAAAAGAGCCGUUUUCAAAGAGGCAUCUAAGACUCCGAAGCAGCUCUUUGGCGAAUUUGACACUGCAUUCCACAGCUACCUGGCUGCAGGUAACAUGUGGGCGCUGAAAGAGUAUGCCCGCGCCUUUUUCGGGAACGAAUCUAGAGUCCUGAUCGACUUUGCACGCUCGUUCGCUCCGACGUGCUAUUUUCUCGCUCUGAAAGAGCUCAGUAUUGACAGUUUGGAGGCGAUGUCCUUCCCCGACGAUUACUGGUACUUUCCCAUCGAGCACUGCAGGUGGUGCGGCAGGGCCGAUUCGGCCGAACUGCGAGUGUGCUCCGAGUGCGAAAUCGACACCAAGUAUCCGACCGUGAACCUUUACUGCUCGGAGCAGUGCGACGUUAUCGCCAGGCGCAAGAUUCACAGCGAUGAGCACGACCACUUUUUGUGGCACCAGAUCGAGCAAAACUUGCGGGAAUGACACUUAAACUUGGUGUACUCUGGUAUUUGAUCAAUUCAUAAGCUGAAUAAAUAAAUGUUGAAAAAUAAGACGGGUUGGCAUUGACAUUGACGCGAAGUAGAGGAAUUUAUGAUAGCGAGAAUAAUAUUGAAACGAUCUGCGUUUAUAUAUUGUCCAUUAAGAUAUUUAUUUAAAGUUGUGAUUAAUUUAUAUGUAUUGUUAUUAGCAUUUGGGUGGUCGAAACGCAAAUGAUUUUUGUUUACGCUUUGGUGGCGUGCUCCGAAUUUAAUUGUUAUUUGUGUUAGACUUGUGUAGGAGGAAAUAAAAAAGGACUAAUAAA